UCAUGAGCUAGAUUAUUAUCUUUGUGGGAAACAAUGAUGCUUUUUGGCUUCAUUCUUUUUCCAUGUCUGGACUGGACUCACUUUGAUUACUGUUUUAUAGUUGAAGCAAUUUUAUUUGAUUGUGACAACCUUUGCCUCAAGUUGAAUAUGUAUGUAUUCAUCGAAGAAAUUUGUUGGGAAAGACAAUUGACAUGAGAGAAAAAAUCUGUUGAGAGUUAGGCAGUGGAAAGAAAUUAGUAUACAAUCAGUUACUUCCAGUUUGGUGUCACUUACCCAUCUCCUAAUUCUCAAUUAUUCUUUCCAUAUUUCAUCAUAAAUUUAUGGACUGAAUCCCUCAUUUCCACACACAGAUCCAGUGAUGUUCUUGUUUCCCUGAGCAUGAAUGGCUGACCUAACCGAUCUCCCCCCGAUCGUCGCCAGGAACAACUCAGAAGCUGCAGCCAAGGGAAACCGCCGGCCAAAGUCCAUGGCAAUGGCUGCAGCCGAAGGAGAGAGCGUCCGGAGGCCCCGCGGCCGACCCGCCGGGUCGAAGAACAAGCCUAAGCCGCCGAUCAUCAUCACUAGGGACAGUGCCAAUGCUUUCCGGGCUCAUGCCAUGGAGGUGAGCUCCGGCUGUGAUGUGAAUGAGAGCUUAACCAACUUCGCAAGGAGGAAGCAGAGGGGCAUCUGUGUGCUCAGCGCGACCGGAUGCGUCAUGAACGUCACGCUGCGCCAGCCUGCUGCAGCCGCGAGCGGGGCCAUUGUGACGCUCCACGGCCGAUUUGAGAUACUGUCGCUGCUCGGGUCAAUUCUGCCGCCGCCUGCCCCACCGGGGGUCACCGGCCUGACCAUUUACAUAGCGGCCGGGGCUCAAGGGCAGGUUGUUGGAGGGGGUGUGGUUGGUUCCCUCAUUGCGUCUGGGCCUGUGGUGAUCAUGGCUGCAUCGUUCAUGAACGCGACGUUUGAUCGGUUGCCACUGGAUGAUGAUGAUGAGGCGAUUGUCGCCGCUGCUGUGGCGCAGAACCACCAGCAGCAGUAUCAGGGCAGCCGCCAGCAUCACCAUGUGGUCGACAUGCUGGAUGGUUUUGGGGUGCCACAGAGCCUGCUGCUCACAAAUGGUGCACUGCCCCCAGAGGUGUACUCUUGGGCGCCUGCAGGGCGUGGACUGCCAAAGAACUAGCUAGUGAGGAUCUGUCGGGAGGUUCUCGGAAACCAUUUUUAGUUCGAAUUUAGUGCCAUACUAUUAUGAUGGUAGCAAACAGCAUCAGUGUCAGUUGUAACUUCAGUGACUAUUCAAUUAAUGCCAUUACAAACAAACAAUUUG
Diospyros lotus (date-plum) is the source of this 1303-nucleotide messenger RNA. RefSeq names its product AT-hook motif nuclear-localized protein 16. The coding region runs from base 383 to 1159 and encodes 258 amino acids. Gene Ontology annotation, molecular function: DNA-binding transcription factor activity; minor groove of adenine-thymine-rich DNA binding. Lineage: Eukaryota; Viridiplantae; Streptophyta; Magnoliopsida; Ericales; Ebenaceae. The transcript has a single exon. Gene Ontology annotation, cellular component: nucleus. Gene Ontology annotation, biological process: vegetative to reproductive phase transition of meristem. The record is from RefSeq and is a predicted model, not a curated record.